AUGGCCUACAGAUUCCCUACCGGCCUAGGCAACAGAGAGUCUCCGUACUUGAUCGACGAUGAGGAAGACGGUGCAAGUCAGGAGCUUCAGCUUCCGAUCAGAAACUCUGCUGGUGAAGCUGGAGACAAGUUGAGUGUUGAGAACAAAGGCGAUGAUUUCCACUACUUCUUCGAAAAGCUCCCGCAAGAGUUGAAGGACAUGAUUUGGAAGGAAGUCUUCAUGUUCGGCGAGCGUACAAUCUUGGUCCGAACCUGUGCCGCGAAGCUUUCCCAACAGUACGACUUCCAUUACGACAUUCUCCCCACCACCCUUUGGCUCGACCACAAGACUAAAGAUGUCGCCAUGAAGCGCAAUAAAGACACACUCGGCAAUGAGCGGACCACUAACUGCAGAAGCGUGGUCCACUUCAACAAGGAGCUUGAUUGGGUUCAUAUUGGCGAAGCUAGAGGUGUACAACUCACCUAUCUUAUGUUCUGGAUUAAAGUUGAGGAUUUUCAUUCUAUCCAAAAGCUUUCGAUCAAUGUUGAUCAAGUGAACCACUGGUUUCGAAUCCAAGAUCCUCGUCCUCAUAUUCUACGUCUUCCCAAUUUGAAGAGUCUUCGGGUCUGUUACAACGUACACGCUACCAUUCCGAAGACUGUUAGAUCACCAAAAGAUUAUCAUAUUGGCCCAUGCGUCAAGAAAGCAGGAAGCAGCUUCUGUUUGCCAGCCAAGGCUAGCUUCGGAUCCAAGUCGCUCACUCGUUGGCCUCCAGGCGCACCUGGCCAUGGCCGAUUCGACAAGGCUAUGUCUGAGAUUAGAGACUUCCCUGCUUGGCAACUUCCAGGUGCAACUCCUCCUACAGUCGAAUACGUAGACCUUCACCUAGAUCUCCCAUCCGACAAGAGGACCGUCUCGUACAUCAAGGAGUUUUUUAACAUGGAAUCGCAACCUGCUAGGGAGGAGCUCCAACGUCAGCGAGAGCAAGCAAAGCAAAGAAGAAUGUUGGCCAAGACUAAUGCCACUUCCGCCUCUAAGCUUCAACUCAACAAGGACGUAACUGGCGCAUAA
This is a messenger RNA of Mollisia scopiformis, 1050 nucleotides long. RefSeq lists its product as uncharacterized. Lineage: Eukaryota; Fungi; Ascomycota; Leotiomycetes; Helotiales; Mollisiaceae. The coding region runs from base 1 to 1050 and encodes 349 amino acids. The record is from RefSeq and is a predicted model, not a curated record. The transcript is spliced from 4 exons.